AUUAAAAAAGUGUUAGGAAUGAUUUGUGGCAUUUAAUAAAUCAAUCAAAUUAUAGACUUGCAAUAUAAAAUAUAAAAAAAGAACACAUAAAUUAAAGAAAAAUCACAGAAACUUGUCAAAAUGGUCACUUUAGAAUUAUUUAAAUCAAAUGAAGACUUAUUUGCACCUUUUCAUCAUCAUAGCCAUCAAUAUUAUAAAUCGCGAUUCAAGUUUAAAUAUUUAAUGGGAAUUUUCUUAAUAAUUUUUUCAAUAUUUCAAAGAAAUCAAGUGAAUGCUUUGGAUUUAGCAACAUGCAAUAAUCCAUUGGGUAUGGAAUCUGGAUCAAUAGCUGAUUUUCAAAUAACAGCAAGCUCAGCACAUGAUAUGGGAAAUGUUGGCCCACAACAUGCAAGACUAAAAAUUGAUAAUAAUGGUGGUGCAUGGUGCCCCAAAUAUAUUGUAUCCCGAGCAUUAAAGGAUUAUAUACAAAUUGAUUUAUUAAGAGUUCAUGUUAUAACAAGUAUACGUACACAAGGACGUUUUGGUAAAGGUCAAGGUCAAGAAUAUACAGAAGCUUAUGUUUUAGAAUAUUGGAGACCUGGUUUUAAUAAAUGGAUUAAAUGGAAGAAUAUUCAAGGAAAAGAGAUCCUAACUGGAAAUAUAAAUACAUAUAGUGAAGUUGAAAAUAUCUUGCAACCAAUAAUUUUUGCUUCAAAAGUUCGUAUUUAUCCUUAUAGUCAAUAUGAUAGAACAGUUUGUUUAAGAGCUGAAAUAAAUGGAUGCCCUUGGGAAGAGGGGAUCAUUUCAUAUAGUAUACCGAAAGGUAUUCAACGUAGCAUGGAAAUUGAUUUAUCAGAUAAGACAUAUGAUGGUCAAGAGGAAAACGAUAGACUUGUUAAUGGACUAGGGCAAUUAGUUGAUGGUCAAAAGGGUAGAGAUAAUUUCCGUACUGAUAUACAUGGUUUUGGUAAAGGUUAUGAAUGGGUCGGUUGGACAAAUGAUACACCUAUGUUAUCUGGAAAACCAGUUGAGAUUACAUUUGAAUUUGAUGCGGUGCGAAAUUUCAGUGCAAUUAUUUUACACACGAAUAAUAUGUUUUCAAGGGAAGUUCAGGUGUUUCGUCAUGCAAAAAUAUUCUUUAGUAUUGGUGGAAUUCAUUUUGUUGGUGAACCAGUCCAAUAUUCAUAUAUGACAGAUAUGGUAUCGGAUCAAGCAAGGGAUAUAACAAUAAAAUUACACAAUCGUAUCGGACGUUUCUUAAAAAUUCAAUUAUAUUUCGGUUCACGUUGGAUUUUAUUAAGUGAAAUUUCAUUCAUUUCCGUUGCUGCCACAGGAAAUUUUACAGAUGAAGAAGUUAAAGAAACGCUAUUAUCACAAAAGACAACAAAAAAUUCUGGAAAAGGAGAACAAAAACGUAUUUAUGAAGUAUUGUCACCGAGACCAAUUGAUCAAGCACCUGAACGUAAUUUAGUUGGAAUAAUAUUAGUCAGUCUUACAACUGUUAUAUUAAUUACAAUGGCUGUUGUAUUAUUAAUUGUUGUAAGAAAACGUAAAGCACGUGAUAAUGAUGCAUUAGAUGGUUUUCAAUAUAAUUUUAAUCCAGAAAGAUUUGAAGUUAAUAAACGUGUAAAUAGUAAUUUUAAGGUUUCAACGAAUGACAAUGAUGAAUGGAUAGAAAAGAGCAGUUUAUAUCAUGAACCAUUUAAUCUUAAUAUGUCUACAAAUUCAGCAAAACGUUGUUCUUCAAAUAAUUUACAACGUUAUCAUAUAAAUCCAGAAUAUACUGAUGUUCCUGAUAUCGUUUACCAAGAAUAUGCAGAACCAUCUCAAAUGCGUUAUCAGGAUACAACAAAAAUUCCAGCUGGAUAUGUUAGUGUACGUCGUACACCAUCACCACGUAAUAAUACAUUACCAAAUGUAUUAUCAACAACACAACAUCGUUAUCCAUCAGAAAUAUAUUAUGCUGCUACAGCUAUUUGUAAAAAUGCAGGACCACAAAAUAAUCCACAUUAUCGUACAGCAGACAAUAUCAAUCAUUCCAAACAACAAUUUAUCGAUAUUAACAAUUUUAAAACGUAUAAAUAAUUUAUUUCAUUUUAGUUUUAUUCAUUAUAAUAAUAUAAAUAACAUAUAUAAAAAAAUAAUACUAAAAAAAAGAAGGAAAAAAUUAAAAUUCAUUACAUACAUAUAAAAAAUACAAUACAUACGUAUAAUUUUAAAAAAAAAUUUAAAUUUAUAAAAAAAAAAAGCAACAAAAUAGAGAAAAAAGGAAAACCAAUACAAAUAUAAAUAAAAUAUUGAUUGCUUAAAAAGUUGCUCAUUGAAUUGAUAAAAAUAAAAGAAAGAAUAAAUUUAAAAGAAUAAAAAAAAACUAAAAUAAUUAUAAAUAAAAUAGAAAUGCAUAUAUAUAUACAUAUAUAUAUAUAUAUGUAUAUGUACAUAUAGAAAAUUAGAAAUCUAGAAUAAAAUAAUUAUUUAUUUGUAUAUAAUAAUAAGUACACUCGAAAGAGAUGUUGUCUCGACAAUCUUUAAAAUUGAAAAAAAAAAAAACUUUUAACUUAAGAGAAAUACAAAAAAAAAACUUAAAGGACUUUCUAUGCUGUACUCUCUACUAUUUUUUUUCUUCUUUUGAAUCGAAAUUGUUUGAGCAGAACCACAAUGCUCGCAGAAUCCUUGCAUUUUACAAAAACAAUAAAAGAAAAUCCAUUCAAAAAUGAGAUUAACCAAAGAAAAAUCAACAAGAAAAAAAGAACCUGUUUUUUUUUUUACUUUCUUCUUCUCUAACAUUAAAAAAGCAAAAAAAAAAAAUAAUUAUAAUAAGAAAAAAGAAAACAAAAAAUGUGCACAUCAUGUUGGAUUUAUCGAUUCAUUCACACAAUUUUAAUUCAUUUUUGGAAAAAUACUACAAAAAAAUAAAAAUAAAAAAAAAAAAAAUAAAAUAAAUCAAGAACUAAAAAUUUCAUAUCUGAGACAAUCUUAAACUUAGGCUGUGUAUUUGUGAUUUUUGUAAAUAGAUCGUUUAAUUAAAAAAAAAAAAAAAACAAAGAAAAAAAAACCAGAAUAAUUGUAAAAUAAAUAAAAAAAAAUUUGAAAUCUUGAAAAUGAAGAAAAAAAUUAAAAUUAAAUUAAAAAAAAAAAAAAAAAAAAUAAAAAAAAAUUUAAUCACUUUGUGCUAAUUUUAGAGUGAAUAGUUUG
Condylostylus longicornis is the source of this 3174-nucleotide messenger RNA. RefSeq names its product discoidin domain-containing receptor tyrosine kinase B-like. Bases 121 to 2064 code for a protein of 647 amino acids. The record is from RefSeq and is a predicted model, not a curated record. NCBI's taxonomy places the organism in Eukaryota, Metazoa, Arthropoda, Insecta, Diptera, Dolichopodidae. The transcript is spliced from 12 exons.